Molecule: messenger RNA, 2490 nt
Organism: Fundulus heteroclitus (mummichog)
Lineage: Eukaryota; Metazoa; Chordata; Actinopteri; Cyprinodontiformes; Fundulidae
Gene: mlc1
Product: modulator of VRAC current 1
Exons: 12
Coding region: 158-1363 (401 amino acids)
Biological process (GO): regulation of response to osmotic stress
Cellular component (GO): endoplasmic reticulum; cytoplasmic vesicle; plasma membrane
Source: RefSeq, a predicted model, not a curated record
AAAGAGGAAGAAGUAAUGUGUGUGGGAGAAAGAUGAGGCGAUGAGGCAGCAGCGGCUACAGAGAUAAAUAAGCUGCCUUGUGCCUGGUGUUUCGAUCGAAGACACUUCUCUAAGGGCGGAUUCGCAACAACAGUUGGCUAAAAGGUCCUUCCAGAAGAUGCAGCGUGAAGAUGGCAGAGAAGAGUUCACCUACAGCCGCACGUCCACACUGGAGAGAGCCAAUGGGACACUGGGACGGCGGGGAGACAGGAGUCUGGAGAGAAGGCUAGAGCGGGUGGAGAGGGAAAGGCCAGAGCGCGACAGCUACACAGUGGACGUGAGGGCCAGUGACCUGCAGCUGGCCCAGCCGGAGCCUCUAAAGCAUCCCUGCUUCAGCUACAGGGCCUGGCUCUACAGUGUCCUCAUAGGGGGGAGUCUGCUCAUCACUUCUGGAUUCUCUCUGUAUCUGGGAAAUGUGUUUCCUGUUGCCAUGGACUACUUGCGUUGCGCUGCAGGCUCGGGCAUCCCUGCAGCAAUAGCCAGCUUUGCUAUUGCCAGGAAAAGACAUGUUGCAGUGUCAGACUUCCAGGUUGUCUAUGUGUCGACCUUUGCCGUGACGACCACCUGUCUUGUUUGGUUUGGUUGUAAACUGGUCUUGAAUCCUUCUGCUGUCAAUAUCAACUUUAACCUCAUCUUGAUGAUUGUGCUGGAGGUGUUGAUGGCUACCUCCGUCAUACUGUCUGCUCGCUCUGCAGACAACUGCUGCUGCCAUAGGAAGUCAUAUGACAGACCUUUGGUAAUAAAGCCUGCAGUGUUCCCCACUCGACUCCUUAAAGCGUAUUCUGUGAUCGAAGUAAUCGUGGGAAUCUCUGCUGUAUUCGGAGGGAUUAUCGCCCUAAACAUGGACGCUCUGCUUCCUGGUCCAUACUUGUCAGUCACAUUUUUCUGGAUUCUUGUCGCUUGUUUUCCAAGUGCAAUCGCCAGUCAUGUUGUGUCAGAAUACCCCAACAAGUGUCUGGUGGAGGUGCUGAUUGCCAUCAGCAGCGUGACGUCUCCCCUCCUCUUUUCAGCCUCGGGGUUCCUUUCCAGCAGUGUGAUCAGUUUUAUAGAAAUCUUCCUCCAUGAUGUGCCUACAGCGAAGCAAUCCUAUGACAUCCUGCUGUUGAUUCUGAUGGUGCUGCUGCUGGUGCAGGCAGUACUUACUUCAGCCACUGUGGUGCACUGUGCAGCAUAUAAGAGUCGACUCCGCAUGGGGGCUCCAGAGUGCGAGGACAGCAUGCAGACCACAACUCACCAUGUUGAGCAGCAGAUGCCCAACGGGACGCUGCAGGAUUACGAAAAAGACAGAGCCUGGAAGGCGGUUUUGGUCCAAAUGGCCCAGUGAGCAGUCGUGUCUUGCCUACAGAAGCUUGCCCAGCAAAAGGAAGAAAAUCAGGAAAAGGGAACGAUGAAGAAAACUCUGCAAGCAAGAGGAUAAAGAAGGAGAGAUGACUGAGGGAAACGGAGCUGAAUAUAAUGAACGAAAGACUGAGAAGAAAGUCUUCAAAAGCUUUUUUUUUAUCUGCAUAAAACUAUGUUGGGCAUUUUCUUUUCUUUUUUAUGUAUUUUUCAACAUUAAUUGACUUAGCUAUAAUUAGGAUACAUGUUAAGAAGGUAAAAUAAACGAUUAACUGAGGCUAUAAUCAGCAAUGAUCCAGUGGCGUAAGUCAACACAUAGCUCAUUGUUUGAGAUUUACAAUUACACAUGGAUGCAUAAAAUAACAUUUAUUUCUUAGUACAAAAAAUAUUUAUUUUUUGAGAGAUUAUUAUCAAAUUUGCUAUCUAAUGUUAUGUGUAAUGAGAAUUACUUAUUUCUUUAUUUAGAGUAACAAGUCCUAAGUUAUCUUAGACAUGUAGCGUUGCAGAUUUUGAUCUUUAGGUCAGAUAUUUAUUACAAAGCAGCUGAUCUUUUACUGUGGAAAUGGAUGAUUAUUUGUUGUAAACAGAAAAGACUUAAAUGAUUUUUUUUAAACACUAAAACCUGUUUAGAAUUUUCAUCACUGAUGAAUUCUGGUUCACUCUCCUUUUAAUUUAACCUCGUUGGAGGGUUUUGGAGUAUGGACAUUGUGUUUAAAGUCAUACUACAGUAAUGUAUAUUACACUAUAUACAGCCAUGCAAUUUUGGGAAGCAAACAGCUGAAAAGCUUGAGGUAGCAAGUAAUGAUGCAUAAUUCAGAGGUAUCCUUUUGCAAGUGCAUGUUUGCAAUGCAUAUAGUUUUUGUGUAAAUUCAUACGUAGGUUGAACGGCUCUUUUAGUGAGGAUGGUGAAGCCCUACUGUGCCUCCCGUCUCUUAAGGUGGCUACUCCUAUCAACAACAUGCAGUCUUAUGUGACAUUCGUUGAUGGAAUAUUUUCUGUUAGAAUUAGGCAUGCACCAACAUCAAAAAUUAGGAUAACUUCGAAAAAGGUGAAGACAGAGUAAUCUGUUGAAGGUUUAAAGCAAAGCAGGCUCUAUGUUUUAUCCCUUAACAU